CAGCUGCGGUUCAUAGUAUUAUAUCUUCCCCAGUAUUUCAGGUAUAUCUUCCUCAUGUAGAGGUUUAAGCAAAAAAAAUACGAUCCUGAUCCAUAUUCACAGAACUGAAAUUUGAGACAGCUAGCCAUUACCAUCUCUAUCGUAGUAUCUCCUUCAUUCCUGCCCCAGCACAGAUGAAGAAAGCUGCAGAGUUGGUAUUCAUUCCUGCCCCAGCAAUUGGGCACAUCGUGUCAGCUAUGGAGAUGGCAAAACUCCUGGUUGCUCGAGAUGACCAACUUUUUAUCACAGUCCUCAUCAUGAAGCUAGACCUUGAGUCCAAGCCCAGGGAAAUAGAUGUUGCUUGUACAGGAAUUGACCGUAUCAACUUCAUCACUCUCCCAGAGGUCAACAUAGGCACAGAAGUCAUUAGUCCCACCAACGCCCUCAAGUUGUUUAUUGAAAGUCAUAGACCUCAAAUUAAAGAUACAGUCUCCAAGCUCAUGAGCCAGUCCCAAUCCGAGUCUCGACUUGCUGGGUUUGUCAUCGAUAUGUUGUGUACCAGUAUGAUAGACGUCGCUAAUGAACUGGGGGUUCCUACAUAUGUGUAUUUCGCAUCCAACGCAAGGUUUCUUGAGCUUUUGUUCCACCUUCAAAUCCAUCAUGAUGAGCAUAACAAGGACUGCACCAAUGUAUAUGAUUCGGAUGUUGAGUUGGUCUUGCCCAGUUUCACCAACCCACUGCCGGCUAGCGCCUUGCCUAGCAUGUUUUUGGACAAGGGCUGCACAACCACAUUCAUCAACCAUGCAAGAAGGUUCAGAGAAACCAAGGGUAUUUUGGUGAACACGUUCAUGGAGCUGGAAGCAAAUGCUCUUCACUCUCUUUCCAACGGCGAAACUCCACCGGUCUACCCCAUAGGACCCUUGUUGAACAUUACAAGAAAUCAAAACCACGAGGGUUCAGAUAGCACCUUGAAGUGGCUUGAUGAGAAGCCUUCAUUGUCAGUAGUGUUCUUGUGCUUUGGAAGCAUGGGAAGUUUUGACAAGGACCAGGUUAAGGAGAUAGCCAAUGCGCUAGAGCACAGUGGACUUCAAUUCCUCUGGUCCCUGCGGGAGCCCCCUGCAAAGGGGAAGUUUACUUACCCCAGCGAAUAUGCAGAUUAUAAGGAAGUCUUGCCUGAAGGGUUCCUUGAUCGGACUACUGGGAUUGGGAAGGUUAUAGGAUGGGCUCCUCAAGCGGCCAUCUUAGCCCACCCUGCAAUCGGCGGGUUCGUAUCUCACUGUGGAUGGAAUUCUAUUCUUGAAAGUCUAUGGUAUGGUGUGCCUGUUGGCACAUUGCCAAUGUAUGCCGAGCAACACUUGAAUGCUUUUGAGAUGGUGAGGGAAUUGGGAUUGGCAGUGGAAGUGAGUGUGGCUUAUAAGAAGGGAAGUGUGAAUGCGCAAGAUAUAGAGCGAGGGAUUAGGCAAGUGAUGGAGCAUGAUAGUGAUACAAGGAAAAGGGUGAAGGAGAUGAGUGAAAUGAGCAAGAAAGCCUUGAUGCAUGGUGGUUCCUCUCACUCUUCCUUGGGGCGUUUUAUUGAGCAGAUUUUUCUUUGACUUAUUAGAAACGAAGAUCAUAUUCAUGUCUAGCAAAAUACAUCAUGUAAAUGUUCCUAGUUAGCUAGUAACAUUGUGCUUUAGGAAGCACAUGAAUGAACAAAAUCUGCCUCUAAAGGCUUAGCUAGAAUGGCUGGAUCCAGUUUCUGUGUUAUCUGCAUUAUAAUAAAAACAGCAUCGAAUAGGCGAAUACACGUGCCAAAGGAAUGAAAGCAGCGGUAGACGUGCUCUUUUAGUGUACUCUUUGGGUUACCGAAUAAAUUGGGAAAGUGCUCACCGUCU
Messenger RNA from Fragaria vesca subsp. vesca, 1853 nucleotides. Its product is annotated as putative UDP-glucose flavonoid 3-O-glucosyltransferase 3-like. The record is from RefSeq and is a predicted model, not a curated record. Bases 174 to 1571 code for a protein of 465 amino acids. The transcript has a single exon. Gene Ontology annotation, molecular function: UDP-glycosyltransferase activity. NCBI's taxonomy places the organism in Eukaryota, Viridiplantae, Streptophyta, Magnoliopsida, Rosales, Rosaceae.